GCUUGUGUAACAUAGGAUCAUGCUACAGGCUUGCAGCAAGCCCGCGGCCUCGGGACCGGUACCUGUGCGUGGGCCGCCCGAUGGGGACCUGAUAAAUGGUGGGUCGUGGCUGUGCGCGGUGGGCCCAAGUCAUUGGGACGGGGGCCGCGGCCAUACUGUUAUACAGAUUAUUCGUCGGUCUUGCCGCGGGGGACUUUGUGGAGGUCGACAGUGUGGAGCACGUCUAUAGCGCCCAGGUACCAGUGUGGAGCACGGCUAUGGCGCCCAGGUCGACAGCGUGCAGCACGGCUAUGACGCCCAGGUACCAGAGUGGAGCACGGCUAUGGCGCCCAGGUCGACAGCGUGGAGCACGGCUAUGGCGCCCAGGUACCAGUGUGGAGCACGGCUAUGGCGCCCAGGUAAGUACCGCUGACGCAGGUCGACAGCGUGGAGCACGGCUAUGGCGCCCAGGCACCAGAGUGGAGCAUGGCUAUGGCACCCAGGUCGACAGCAUGGAGCACGGCUAUGGCGCCCAGGUACCAGUGUGGAGCACGGCUAUGGCACCCAGGUCGACAUCGUGGAGCACAGCUAUGGCGCCCAGGUACCAGUGUGGAGCACGGCUAUGGCCCCCAGGUCGACAGCGUGGAGCACGGCUAUGGCGCCCAGGUACCAGAGUGGAACACGACUAUGGCGCCCAGGUCGCCAGUGUGGAGCACGACUAUGGCGCCCAGUUAAGUACCACUGAUGCAGGCCGACAGCGUGGAGCACGGCUAUGACGCCCAGGUACCAGUGUGCAGCACGGCUAUGGCUCCCAGCUAAGUACCGCUGACGCAGGUCGACAGCGUGGAGCACGGCUAUGG
Messenger RNA from Chara braunii, 839 nucleotides. NCBI's taxonomy places the organism in Eukaryota, Viridiplantae, Streptophyta, Charophyceae, Charales, Characeae. The record is from the annotation of a GenBank genome assembly.